AUGAGUGUUUCUGAGACCAAUCUACAAAUUGAUAACGUCAUGGCAGGUUUCAACCUCACUACCUCUAAUCAGUCGAUAUUUCUCCUUAUGGGCAUCGCUGGCCUGGAAAACGCCCAUGUCUGGAUUGCCAUCCCUUUCGCUAUGUCCUACAUUAUCACCCUCUUGGGAAAUGUCACAAUUCUAUUUGUUGUAGGCCAAGAGAAGGCCUUGCACAAGCCGAUGUACCUGCUGAUCUCCAUGCUGGCGCUCACAGACAUCGUCAAAACCACCUCCAUCAUGCCGAAUACCCUGUGUAUAUUUUGGUUCAAUUUGAAAGGCAUUACGGCGGGUGGCUGCUUCACCCAGAUGUUCUUUGUUAACACAGUUUCUUUUACGCAGUCAGCCAUCCUGGUCACAAUGGCCUUUGAUCGCUAUGUUGCCAUAUGUAAUCCUCUCAGAUACACCACCAUCCUCAGCAAUGCAAGAAUAGCUACCUUAGGGCUUGUGGGUUUGCUAAGAGCUGUUCUCCUCAUGCUGCCUCUGCCCCUCUUCUUAAGCAGGCUGCCAUUUUGUGCCAGCCGCACUAUCGCCCAUACAUACUGUGAGAACAUGGCCGUGGCAAAGCUGUCAUGUGGGGACAUUAAAGUCAACAGCAUGUACAGCUUGGUGGUAGCAUUUACAGUUAGUGGAUUAGACUUGAUGCUCAUUGCUCUUUCCUAUGGUCUGAUCCUCAGGGCCGUCCUCAGAAUCUCCUCCCAGACAGCCCACCAGAAGGCUCUCAACACCUGCACCGCCCACAUCUGUGUGAUAGUUAUCAGUUAUACUCCAGGCUACUUCACGAGCUUGACACACCGAUUCGGUCAGGGCAUCGCUCCCCAUAUUCACAUUAUCUUGGCCAACCUCUAUCUCCUCAUCCCUCCCAUGCUUAACCCCAUCAUUUAUGGGGCCAGAACCAAAGAGCUUCAUGACAAAGUGAGCAAAUGCUUCCGCAGAAUGUGA
This is a messenger RNA of Pelodiscus sinensis (Chinese soft-shelled turtle), 978 nucleotides long. NCBI's taxonomy places the organism in Eukaryota, Metazoa, Chordata, Testudines, Trionychidae. The record is from RefSeq and is a predicted model, not a curated record.